This is a messenger RNA of Conger conger (European conger), 707 nucleotides long. It is a transcript of the gene ociad2, whose product is annotated as OCIA domain containing 2. Gene Ontology annotation, cellular component: mitochondrial inner membrane. NCBI's taxonomy places the organism in Eukaryota, Metazoa, Chordata, Actinopteri, Anguilliformes, Congridae. Bases 94 to 549 code for a protein of 151 amino acids. The record is from RefSeq and is a predicted model, not a curated record. The transcript has 7 exons.
UUUACUGUACAGAGGCUGGAGGCAGCGCAGUGUGUGUGGACGUUAUAAUCGGGUUUCACUCACACAGAGCAGAGGAACAGACGAACAUCUGCCAUGAGCACUGAAGCAUCGGGGUCACCUGGAGUCGGAGAGGCGGCGGAGGGCAAGUGCCCUCUAGGAAACAGGCAUGUGAACAGGGAGGAGGUGAGACAGAUCCUCAGGGAGUGCCAAGAGGAGAGCUUCUGGUAUCGAGCUGUGCCUCUCUCCCUGGGCGGUUUGGCCAUCACUGGAGCACUCAUCUACAAGGGAGUUCUGGUGCCCUCUAAGAGGUUCGGCCCCUUCCCAAAACUGGCAGCGGCUGGUAUCAUUGGCUACAUCCUGGGGAAGGCCUCCUACAUGAGGACCUGCAGAAAGAAGUUCCACAGGCUGGGGUUCGAGCCGGGCCGGCGGGCAUUCGGACCCGGGUUCUGGGGGCCAGGGUUCGGCCCGGGGCACAGCAGACACUGUCAUCACGUGUGUAAUGAAUGUGAAAAAAGCAAGUCAACCGCUCCACCAGAGAGUGUUGCUUAACAGCAUACUUCGGAUUCACCACCCGACCCGGAAGCACACCGAUAUGACCUGGAAGUUCAGCCGUGUCAAAAGAGGAGGAGUCACUGUGAAUGUGUUAAAUUUAUAUUUGUACCACAUCACACCAAAAUAAAUACUUAUAUUUUCUCACUUCAUUCAAA